Messenger RNA from Neoarthrinium moseri, 2331 nucleotides. RefSeq lists its product as uncharacterized. The coding region runs from base 1 to 2331 and encodes 776 amino acids. Gene Ontology annotation, cellular component: plant-type cell wall. NCBI's taxonomy places the organism in Eukaryota, Fungi, Ascomycota, Sordariomycetes, Amphisphaeriales, Apiosporaceae. The transcript has 3 exons. Gene Ontology annotation, biological process: xylan catabolic process; arabinan catabolic process. The record is from RefSeq and is a predicted model, not a curated record. Gene Ontology annotation, molecular function: alpha-L-arabinofuranosidase activity; xylan 1,4-beta-xylosidase activity.
AUGCAUUUAUACCCUCGUGUUUCGAUCAUAAGUCUCCUGGCCAUCGCGGCUUCAGCGCGGGACUUCCCGAACUGUCAGUCUGGUCCACUCGCCUCGAACCAAGUAUGCAACACGAGCCUCUCGGCCUGGCAGCGCGCAAGCGCCUUAGUCUCGGCUCUUACGCUCUCCGAGAAGAUCGCCAACUCGGGCGACAACUCGCCCGGGUCGAGCCGUUUGGGCCUGCCGUCGUACGAGUGGUGGAAUGAGGCGCUUCACGGCGUGGCCCGGUCGCGCGGCGUCUCAUUCGCCGCGUCGGGCAACUUUAGCUACGCGACCUCAUUCCCGCAGCCCAUCGUGCUGGGCGCCUCAUUCGACAUGCCACUCGUCGCCGCCGUCGCCGCCGUCACCAGCACCGAGGCGCGUGCCUUCAGCAACGCCGGCCGCGCCGGUCUGAACUACUGGACCCCCAACAUCAACCCGCUGCGCGAUCCGCGAUGGGGCCGGGGCCAGGAGGUUCCGUCUGAAGACCCGCUCGUGGUCUCGGAAUAUGUGCGGCGCUUGAUCCCGGGGCUGCAGGGAGGUCUGACUCAAGAGGAGCAGCAGGGAGGCUAUUGGAAGCUCGUGGCGACGUGCAAGCACUUUGCGGGAUACGACAUUGAGAACUGGAAGGGAAAUCGGCGUUACGGAUUUGAUGCUGUGAUCUCCCGGACCGACUUGCAGGACUACUAUCUCGCGCCCUUCCGAGCGUGCGUGCGGGACGCGAAGGCGCAGAGCGUCAUGUGCAGUUAUAAUGCAGUCAAUAGUGUGCCUACUUGUGCUGACCCUUGGCUACUGCAGCGAGUUCUCAGGGAUCAGUGGGAUUUUGAGGACGAAGAGGGUCAGGGGGCCAGAUGGGUCACGGCAGACUGCGAUGCCCUCGCAAACGUCUGGACGGACCACCACUAUGGCAAGAGUGCGGCGGAUGCUGCAGCACAGAGCUUGAAUGCUGGUACUGACUUGGACUGCGGUGACUUUUGGCCCAAGAAUCUCCAGUCGGCAUACAGUAAUAAGUUGAUCAAUGAUUCGGUGUUAGACCGUAGCCUUAUCAGGAGAUACGCCUCUAUGGUCAAGUUGGGGUGGUUCGAUCCACCAGCCAAGCAGCCCUACCGUCAGAUAGUAUGGGAUUCAGUUGCGACCCCUGAGGCGAAGGCUCUCGCCCUGCGGGCAGCGGUGGAGGGCAUCGUAUUAUUGAAAAAUGACAACGGAGCACUGCCCCUGAAACUUGGCUCCUCUGCAAAGAAAGUAGCGGUCAUUGGCCCCCUGGGUUCAGCAACAACACAAAUGCAGGGAAACUACUUCGGAAUUGCGCAGAAGAUUUCCAGUGUGGCCUCAGCGUUUCGUGACGCGGGAUAUACGGUUAGUACCUCCCAGGGGGCUGCAAUAACUGGUUCAAGCACCUCUGGGUUCUCAGCCGCGCUUUCAGCCGCCAAAGAAGCUGAUGCCGUUGUCUUCGUUGGUGGACUCGAUACUUCAGUCGAGACGGAGGAGAAGGACCGAGAGCAAAUCACAUGGCCGGGACAACAGCUCCCAUUGAUCAAACAGCUGGCGGCCACCACGAAUAAUAAGCCGUUUGUGGUUGUCCAGAUGGGCACCAUGCUUGACUCGUCAUCGCUAAUGUCAGAAGAGGGGGUGGACUCGCUACUAUGGGCCGGAUACCCGGGGCAAGAUGGCGGCAAGGCCAUCGUGAGCAUCGUCCUUGGCCAGAAUGCACCAGCGGCUAGGCUGCCCAUCACGCAGUACCCGGCAGCUUACGUAGACCAAGUGAGGAUGACGGACAUGAAUCUCCAACCCGGAAGUGGAAACCCAGGUCGAACGUACAAGUGGUACAACAAACCUGCCGUACUCCCCUUCGGUCAUGGCCUGCACUACACAACCUUUAACGUAUCUAUAUCGGGAGGAGCAUCCUUACUUCCAGCAACCUUCUCUGCGUCUGCGCUCACUAGCAAUAUCUCUUCUUCCAAAUACCUCGACCAGGGACUUUUCUUCUCUUUACCUGUCAGCGUGAAGAACACAGGAAGCACCACGUCAGACUACGUGGUUCUUGCUUUUGUUCAGGGGCAAUACGGGCCGAGCCCCUAUCCAAACAAGAGCCUCGCCGCCUUCGCCCGGCUGCACGACGUCAAGGCCGGGGACGCCACUGGCGCCUCGCUCGACAUCAGCCUGGGCAGCAUCGCGCGGAGCGACAAGGAUGGAAACCUGGUGCUUUGGCCAGGGAAGUACUCUAUCGUGCUCGAUAUCGAUGAGCGAGACCGGUGGGAUUUUGAGAUCACUGGUGCCCAGGUGGUCUUGGAAAGACUCGCAUCUAAGAAUUAG